This is a messenger RNA of Gilbertella persicaria, 1896 nucleotides long. RefSeq names its product Sodium:solute symporter family-domain-containing protein. Gene Ontology annotation, molecular function: urea transmembrane transporter activity. Gene Ontology annotation, cellular component: plasma membrane. Gene Ontology annotation, biological process: urea transmembrane transport. The record is from RefSeq and is a predicted model, not a curated record. Bases 1 to 1896 code for a protein of 631 amino acids. NCBI's taxonomy places the organism in Eukaryota, Fungi, Mucoromycota, Mucoromycetes, Mucorales, Choanephoraceae. The transcript has 7 exons.
AUGACAGGCAUUACUUAUCUCUGUCAACGUUAUUUAAAGGAAGUUCAAACAUCAGAAAUGUACAUGACUGCUCAACGUACAGUCAAGACCGGUCUCGUUGCUAGUGCCAUUGUCUCUUCAUGGACAUGGGCUGCCACCUUAUUAACAAGUACAGAAGUUGCUUACAAAUAUGGUGUUUCGGGUCCUAUUUGGUACGCUUCUGGUGCUGUUGUUCAAGUCUUGUUAUUUGCUGUCUUGGCUAUCGAACUAAAGCGCCGUGCUCCAAACGCGCAUACCAUUUUGGAAGUCGUGCUGGCUCGUUACGGAAAAGGUGCCCAUAUUGUCUAUCUUAUAUUCUCUCUUAUCACCAACAUUAUUGUGACAGCCAUGCUGCUUUUGGGUGGUAGUGCUGUUGUCAAUUACUUGACAGGUAUGCAUAUUGUGGCUGUUUGUAUGCUGUUGCCACUAGGUGUCAUUGUUUAUACUUUAUUUGGUGGUAUCAAGGCUACUUUUAUGUCUGAUUAUUCACAUACAGUAGUAAUCUUUAUUAUCAUCAUUUCUUUCGUCUUUACUGUUUAUUGCUCCUCUCCCAAAAUUGGGUCUAUUGGCACAAUGUAUGAUCUUUUGGUAGCAGCUUCAGAAAGAACGCCUAUUGCAGACAAUGAACAUGGAUCACUUGUCACGAUGUCUUCUCUUCAAGCACUUAUCUUUGGUAUUAUCAAUAUUGUAGGUAACUUUGGUACUGUCUUUUUAGAUAAUGCUUACUGGCAACGUGCUAUCGCAGCUCAUCCUCAUUAUGCUGUGAAGGCUUACUUGGUGGGUGGCCUCAGUUGGUUUGCUAUCCCUUUUGCAUUAGCCACUACCAUGGGUUUAGCAGGAAGAGCACUUAAUAUCAAUCUUACACCAUUUGCUGUCAGCCAAGGUCUUGUCUUGCCUGAUGUAGCCUCUGCACUUCUCGGACAAGCAGGAGCAUUUGCCUGCCUUGUGCUUGUGUUUAUGGCUGUCACAAGUGCAUCUUCUGCUGAACUGAUCGCUGUCUCUUCUGUAUUUACCUAUGAUAUUUACCGCACUUAUAUUCGUCCUGAAGCAAAAGGCCAUGAAGUCGUCCGCUUUUCUCAUAUCAUUGUGAUUGUCUUUGGCAUCUUGAUGGGUGUGCUUGCUAUCUUGUUAAACUUGACAGGCAUCAAUUUGGGCUACCUUUAUACUCUUAUGGGCGUCUUGAUUUCUUCUGCUGUUGCUCCACUUGCAUUGACUUUGUUAUGGAGUAAGCAAUCAAAAUUGGCUGCUAUUGUAUCUCCCAUCUUUGGUUUCUGUGCUGCUAUCAGCACCUGGCUUGCUGUGACAAAGAGUAUGUAUGGUACGAUCACGGUGAAUACAACAUCUCAGAAUAUGCCCAUGAUGUCUGGUAACUUGGUAGCUCUAUUCUCGCCUAUUCUUGUGACUGUGACCAUCAGUUUGAUCAAGCCUGAUAACUUUAGUUUUGAUGCUACACGAAACAUUCAAAAGGUGGAUGAUUCAAACCAAGAACAGCAAGUCGCUGGCGACUUUGAUGAAAAUGAAGAAGAAGCAUCCAUGGCCAAAUCCUCUCGUUUUGCUAAAAUCUCCAGUCUUACGCUUUCCUUGAUUCUAUUUGUGCUUUGGCCCUUACCUAUGUUCUUUUCUAAAUACGUCUUUUCCAAAUCUUUCUUUACAGGCUGGGUUGUUGUUUCUAUCAUUUGGGUGUUCUGUAGUACAAUUGCUGUUGGUAUCUAUCCAGUCUUUGAAGCCAGACAUACGAUUGCCAAUAUCUUUAGAGAAAUUUGGCGUGAUAUCACAGGCAAACGUAUUCCCAACUUACCAACGACUGUAGGGAACCCAAUGCUUACUGAGGAAAAUGUCGUUGUAUAUACUGAAGACAAGAAGGCUAGCGGCUUGUAG